Messenger RNA from Psammomys obesus (fat sand rat), 3540 nucleotides. It is a transcript of the gene Itih6, whose product is annotated as inter-alpha-trypsin inhibitor heavy chain family member 6. Gene Ontology annotation, molecular function: serine-type endopeptidase inhibitor activity. NCBI's taxonomy places the organism in Eukaryota, Metazoa, Chordata, Mammalia, Rodentia, Muridae. Gene Ontology annotation, biological process: hyaluronan metabolic process. The record is from RefSeq and is a predicted model, not a curated record.
AUGGAUGUGCCUCGGCUAUGUCAAUGUUUUGCUAGGAGGACCAUCCUCCUAGACCUAACACACCAGGGACACCACGGCUCUGCUUCAUCAAGCAGCAAGUUGUUGAUGACAAGUUCUUCCAUACGUUCCAUUGCGGCAUCUCAUGGACAUACUUGGGUCACCUCUGUCCUCUUUAAUCCACAUGAUGAAGCGCAUGAAGCCAUCUUUGACCUGAAUCUACCUUGCAUUGCCUUUAUCUCCAAUUUCACAGUGUAAACCAUCAACACUGAAGUUUAUGUUGCAGAAAUCAAAGAAAAACACCAGGCAAAGAAAAUCUAUGAGAAAGCCUAUCCGCAAGGAAAGACAGCUGCUCAUGUAGGCAUCAGGGAUCAGGAAUCAGAAAAAAUUUAAAUCUCCACUAGGUUGGUAGCAGGCACACAGGAAACUUUUGCUCUGACCUCUGAGGAACUGCUCCAGUGACACCAGGGCCAGUACCAGUUGGUGAUAAGCCUGAGGCCUGGACUGGUGAGGAUGGUAAAUGAAGAAAUCACUGUGUCUAAAAGGACAGGCAUCACCUAUGUGCACAUACCUCCCCUGAGGACCACCAGAAUGUGCACUACCAAUCAAACAACUGUAGAAAGCAUGGGUGAUAUAUUCUGCUUUUCUCUAAAUGACAACAAAGAGAAGAAGGAAAGCAAAAAGGUAGAGCAGGGAGAGAUCUGUAUCCACAUCACCUUCUCCCCAACAGUGCACCAGGCUGCCGUCUCCAGCUCAAGCAUCAUGGCUGACUUCACCAUCUACUAUGAUGUAAUCAUGGAGGAAAUCACUAGAGAUGUCCAGAUCUAUGUUGGAUAUUUUAUUCAUUACUUUUUCCCCAGAGGCCUACAGCCAAUAAAGAAGAAUGUGGUGUUUGUUAUUGAUGUGAGCUGCUCCAUGUUUGGAACCAAGUUGCAACAGUGGAAUUUGGAUUAUCCAGGGGUUAUUGAGAAAGUAAGCCUGGAGGAAACAGAGGAGCCCAUGAACACAAUUCUCAGUGACCUGCAAUCCAUUACCUUUUCUGACACAGUUAACAUCUGUUAAGUUGAAGGCUCAAUCCAGACCACUGUACAGAAUAUCCAUAGUGCCAAAAAUUACCUCAGUAGCAUGGAAGCAUUUAUUUGGACCUACAUCGAUGCAGCCUUGUUGGCAACUGCUUCGGUGCUGAACCAUAGCAACCAGGAGCCUGGAAAGUGCCGUGGUGUGGAACAGAUUCCUCUUAUCAUGUUCCUGACAGAUGGGGAACCCACAGCCGGCAAGACAACUCCCAAUGUGAUCCUUUCCAACAUCCGUCAGGCCCUGGGCCACAGGGUAUCUCUUUUCAACUUGGCCUUUGGGGAUGGUACUGACUUCUCACCGGUGCAUCGUUUAUCCCUGGAGAACCAAAGAGAAGCGAGGCACAUAUAUGAGGACGCAGAGGCAGACCUGCAACUAGAGGGUCUCUUUGAGGAGAUUUCCAAGCCUCUACAGUCAGAUGUGCACCUGGACUACCUGGGUGGCUUUGUUGGGGCCUCCUCUAGGGCUCUUUUCCAUAACUACUUUUGUGGCUCAGAGUUGGUAGGAGCUGGUAAGAUGCAGCCAAGUGAGCAGGGACUAGGUAUCCACCUGGCAGCCCGGGGCAUAAAUGGUCAGCUUCUUGUGCCCCAAUUCAGUGAAGAAGCCACCAACAGUUGCCAGAAAGACUUUAGUUGCUCAGGGAAACAUACCUUCAGUGUGUCCCACUUUAUCCACGGCCUGUGGGCCUAUGUCUCUAUUGGGGAGCUGCUGGAGGCAUGCUUCCAAGCCUGGGAUGCUACCACUUGCCAUCUCCUGAACUCCAAAGCCCUCAGCUUAUCACUUAAAUACAACUUUGUUACACCUCUGACUUUACUGGUCAUGGCGCACCUUGAGAAGAUCAAUGAGGAAGCUGUGAGGCAGCUAUCCACCACAGCUGAGACAAGCACAGUCACACCCUCAUUCAGCAACAGCCUUGGCCUAGGAGCUAGCACAGCUCGGAUAGACUCAGUUCUCAAAGUCUCUUCCAAAUCAAGGCUCAUGAAACCAACCUCAGCUCUUACUGGCCCUACAGAUUCCAAGGAGAUAGGGGUACUGACUCAGUUCUCUAAUAGCCUAACAGCUUCAGUGCCACCAAAGGCCCAAACUUCAACACAAGAAAAUCCCAGCACCUUGAUGCCCAACCUACACCAAAUGCCACAUGAUACCAUCAACCUUGGUAACCCAUUAUCACAGUCACUCCAAAGCCUGCCACAGAUCAAAUCUAUUUCCACACUUCAGUUACCCAAACAGCCAUUACACCUCAGCUCCAAAAGUCUUGCUUCCAGGACUCCCCCAAAUUUACCACACCCUAAAACAGGGAUUGUCCUGCUCAAAGCCAGGCCACUAGUUCCUCAGGGCCUCGGCACAUUCUCAAACAUACUCUCAAGUUCCAGAGGUCCCAGCAAUACAAUUUUCACCUCUACCCCUGGGGAACCUCUCUCUUCUUCCUUUACCCCUACUCUGACUUCUCUGCUGCUGCCCACUGCAAGAUUCUGGAAUCACCAAGACCCACUGCUAGGACCCAAGAGCACCAGGCAAGUUCUGGGACCAUCUCUGUCAGAGAUGGCUCUACCCAACAGCUCUAGUCUGAUGCCAGAAGACAGAUUCCCAAACCUCCCAAUCUUGCUGCCUUCCAGCAUUCUCCCGGAGGCCAUCAGUCUUCACUUUCUUCCAGAGAAGCUCAAGCUGCUGCCAGCAUCGGUGGAAGAGUCCAAAUUCGUGGAGUCCUUGAACCCUCCAGUCUUCUACACCUUCCUCACUCUUGACAAAGAUGGUGAGUGAUGACACUGGGAUAGCAGUUCCAAGAGGAUCCAGGGAGGAACUGAACAUGACAUGGACUCUAAGGAAAGUUCUGUGGAGCUAAUAAAAGGCACAUUGCCAGGCAUCUUCACUUUCUCAUCUUCUGUGGAUGGGGACCCCCACUUUGUGAUUCACAUUCCUCACUCAGAUGAAAAGAUCUGCUUCACAUUGGAUGGGUGCCCAGGGGACCUACUGCAGCUUAUAGAUGACCCUAAGACAGCUGCAUCCGUAUUUGUUCAAGGUGAGGGCACCUUGCACUUACGCUGGGCCCUGGUAAAGAAGCCCCAGCUGGAGCUCCGUGUGGCUUCUGCAUGCCAUCUUACCCUCUGCCUUAGGCCCCACCUAAGCUUCCUCAUCCUUCAUCAUCAGUACAGACACCCCAGCACACAACAGCUACCCUACUUGUAUUAUAAAGAAGCAUCCAAAAGUGGACUGCCUCCCCAGAGUUCUAAUUGGUGCUACAUCUUCUCUCCCUCAGGACAGUUUCAACAGAGAGACAUCCAGCUGGUAACAGGACCUACUGGGUCUUUUUUACAGAGGCACCAUGGCCCAAAUGUACCAGUGGUACUAGGCAAGAGGCUGCUGAAAGAAUCACCAAGGCUGCUUCCCCCAUGGGCUUUAUGCUGGCUGGUGAAAAGUUCUCAUGUAGAACAGCUGCUGGGUCAGCCCUACCUUGCCUACGUUCAGUGA